This is a messenger RNA of Owenia fusiformis, 1744 nucleotides long. NCBI's taxonomy places the organism in Eukaryota, Metazoa, Annelida, Polychaeta, Sabellida, Oweniidae. The record is from the annotation of a GenBank genome assembly.
GUUUGAAGACGGUGAGGAUUCAUUUAUGUUCAUUUUCUAAUGAAUAAAAAUCAGAAAUUAGUUCGGCUAUGAAGAGAAAAACAAGAUAUUCAGUUGCUUUGGGUAAACACCCGAUUCAUUGGGGAUGCCUACGUCAUGGAAUAAGUAUAGCGACUUUGAACAAAAACUUUGCUGGUGUGAAAAGAGCUUGCACAGAGGGUUGGCCGUUGAAGGAAGAGCAAAACAUUCUACUUGAUAUCAUCCUGGACAACCCAAAAGCGAUGAAGAGGCGAAUGCUGAAAGCAGGUUUUGGACCAAACUAUAAAUUAACAUAUGAUGUUUUGACCUCCGAUGAUGAGGAGAGAAUAAAACAAGGUGAAAGUAUAGAAUUCGGAGGAAUCUGUUCUUUGCUGCAUAUCGCCGCAAGCUUCAUUCGGCCGGGUCCAUUGGAAGUUCUGGUUAAAAUGGGCGCUGAUGUGAAUGCGCUUGAUAACGAGAAGACUCCACUAGAGCAUCUUGUGGAAUAUUGGCCGAUGAAAUGGUGGUCAGCGUCGGUCGACGGAGACAAUAUUUACAGAGCAUUUAAGUUAGGUAUACGUGCCAGUAAGUGCGUUAAUAUCUUAUUGAAAAAUAACGCCACUGAGGGAAUAUUCGGAAAAGAUUACGGACAUGAAAUAUCGUUUUUGCAUUAUCAAGUGGAAAGGGGUGUAUUCCUGAACAACGAGGAAUUUCUGAAGCACGAACAGUUUGAUAUUGAUGUGACUAAUGAAUUUGGGGAAACACCACUGAUGGUCGCGGCAAGGCGUUGUCACGAUGAUAUAGUUAAGAAACUAAUUGAUAAAAACGCCAAAGUUGGUGCAACGGACAACGCUGGUAAUACAGCACUCCACCACGCCGUCGCUACAUCUCGAGAGGAGACAUCACAGAUCGUACUAACAGUGGGAAUUCUCCUUAGCAAAGAAGAUCUGGAUAUUAACCAACAGAACAAUGAAGGAAAUACUGCUGCUCAUAUAAAUACACUGCGUGGAGAUUUCUCCGUCACAAAUAUGCUCCUUCGCAACGGUGCAAACCCAGAUUUAACAAACUCAAGUGGCAAAUCUGUAUUUAGAAUUUACAUCGAAAGUAUGCGAUCCGAUAACCUCAUGUUUAAUCCGGCAAGACCAAUUACUGCAUUCGAUGUUCCAGACGUCGAUCUCCUCUUAGACAAGACAACCUAUACGCGGAUCUUUAUUCCCGAAGAGGGUUCUUCACAACUCAACCGAACCAAUUUUCCAGGAUUUUUCCAGAUGGCCGAAAAUGCCAAGAUAAAGGAGUGCAUAAAAAGAGCGUCGGUGUCUCCUCCACCACUCAAAACAAUCACAAGACAAAUUAUAAUGCGGAGCAUCGUACGACAGCAUAACGUUCAAAAGACAAAGUUGACAUUCGUUGAGAAAUGGAAAAAAUACUACUCGAGGUUCGUUAUCAACCCUCUCGAUGUCAACUCACAUUACGAAUGGGAAAGUCUACUGACCGUCUUUGUGGAAAAUAUGAGAGCAUUUCGUGAACUGAGGAUAAACAAGCUGGAUGCCCUGUUUAGACCAGCUCCAGAUGCGUCAUAUAGAAUACUACGAUGCGAGAGUUCACUCGAGGAGUUUUUGCCAAAGGAACUUCGAGACUUCCUCUUCGAACAAUAUGAGUUUCCUAAACUGGACAAUUACAAAGAGUUCUUUGGAAUAGACAUAGAAUAGAUUGUGAAGAUCGCGAAGCGAAAUAAAAAAUAGUGAAG